GAAAUGUAAGAAAUGGUCGACAGAAAGCAACAGAGGAGUUUUCAUACUUUGAAAAAGUGGUCCCAGUGAUCAGAACAAGACGGAGUGCCAGAGACGCCGUGACUUGGGCUGAGAAUCAGCAUCUGGAUGAAGUAGAAGUAGUAGUAGAAGCAUUUAAUAAAACAUUUACACUAGACCUUAAACUUAAUAAAAAUUUAUUUGGAGAUAAGUUUGUAGAAAAACAUACAACAAAUGGAAAACCAGUAGUAAGAAGAUACAAAGAUCAUAAAAACCAUCACUGUUUUUAUCAUGGGAAGAUCAGACAUGAAGAGGAAUCUCUAAUAGCACUAAGUACCUGUGAUGGGUUAAGUGGGUUAUUUCAAGAUGGUACAGAGCAGUAUUAUAUUCAGCCAGUAGCUGGUUCUACAGGCUUUCAUCAUCAUGUAUUUAGAGCAUCAGAUAGACAUGAGCAGCAUCUGAGAUGUGGUACUGGUGACCAUGCCCAUGAUUUUCCUUCAUUUUACCACAGUUCACUUAACUCUAAACACUUACACAGGCUUCGCAGAGCCAUCAGGGGUCCCUAUAACAGUGGUAAAAAGACCAGAUAUGUGGAAUUAUUCUUAGUUAGUGAUCACAGACAGUUUGACAUGCAUGGAAAAAAUGUUGCAAAAGUAAUCCAGAGGAGUAAAGAAAUUGGCAACAUUGUCAGUGCUUUAUACAAUGAGCUAGACAUCUAUGUGGCAUUGGUAGGAGUGGAGGUGUGGGACAGUGGGGAUAAGAUUAUAGUAGAUCAGGAUGCUGAUGUAACCCUCAACAACUUUCUCUCCUAUAGAAAAACAUUUCUCAACCCCCACUUUCCCAAUGAUAACGGCCAACUUAUCACAGGUGGUGUAUUUGCAAACAGAAUUCUGGGGAAAGCAUCUCAGACUCCUAUGUGUUCCUUCCGGUAUUCAGGGGGUGUUGUUAGGGAUCACAGCGAGCUCCCUGGUCCAGUAGGCACCACAGUAGCCCAUGAGAUGGGACACAACUUUGGCAUGACACAUGAUAACCUGAGUGUGUGUAAAUGUCCAGAACAGAGGUGCAUCAUGGCUGCAACCACAGGGAGUGGUAACCCUACCAAGUGGUCAUCUUGCUCCAAAAAAGAGCUGCAGGAAGCAUUUGACAUAGGAAUGGACUACUGCUUGAGGAACAAGCCUACCAGGCUGUUUGGUAGCCCAACCUGUGGCAAUGGUUUUGUAGAGGAUGGCGAACAGUGUGACUGUGGCUUACCUGAGGAAUGUAAAAACAAGUGUUGUAAUGCCAGCAGCUGUACUCUGAUGACCAAUGCCACCUGUGCUACAGGUACCUGCUGUAACCUACAGACCUGCCAGAUGAAACCUAUGGCCACAGAGUGUCGGCCAGUGGCUGGAGAGUGUGAUCUGCCAGAGUUCUGUUCUGGGAAUUCAGAGGACUGCCCAGCAGAUGUUUUUGUACAGAAUGGCCGUAGUUGUAAAAGUGGACAAUCCUACUGCUACCAGGGCAAGUGUACUACCCAUGAUGCCCAAUGUAAGCUGCUGUGGGGGAGCACUGGGCAGGUGUCGCCACCAGUCUGCUAUACUAGGCUGAACACGAGAGGAAGUGAGUUUGGCAACUGUGGCUACAGCUGGAUCCAUGACAAUUACACUGCUUGCAAACAGGA
This is a messenger RNA of Lingula anatina, 1657 nucleotides long. RefSeq names its product disintegrin and metalloproteinase domain-containing protein 9. Lineage: Eukaryota; Metazoa; Brachiopoda; Lingulata; Lingulida; Lingulidae. Gene Ontology annotation, biological process: membrane protein ectodomain proteolysis. The record is from RefSeq and is a predicted model, not a curated record. Gene Ontology annotation, molecular function: metalloendopeptidase activity.